GUGUUUUUAUUUUUGAUUUAAGUGAUUGUAGGGUUAGAUGGUAGGGUAUUUGUCUAUUUAUUUGUCUAUUUUUUUAAGCAAAGUAUAAAGGAGUUGUACUCCAUUCUAGGAGGCGGUAAUGCAACAUUUAUUCGAUGCCAACCGACGUUAAACCUCAUCGAAGAAGAACCUUUUCGGUUGGACGCCUUUACUGAAUAAGCGUUUUCCUAUUGGAGCGGUAUUGUGGUAGGAAAAGGUGUCGGAUGCUUCAGCAGAAGAACUUACAUUCAUCAAAGUGAUCCUAGCAAUGAGAAGAGCAAAGCAUGUUACUGAAGCUGUGCUCUGUGAUUCUACUCAUCAUCCAGAUGGAUACAGAAAGUACACAGGUGAUUGGAGGACGCAGGACUGUAGUACUGGGGGAGGAUGUGGACUUAUCCUGCAGACUGAUAGAGACAGACGAGGAGCUUGAACAGAUAACAUGGCAGAAAAGUACUUGGGAAGAAACACAGAACCAUAAUUUUAUGCUGAUUCAUCCCAAUGGGGUUACUAAGUUUAUUGCACCAAAUGGAUUGGCAGGUAGAGUCCAGUUUAUUGGGAACCCAUCAGAAAACCUUGGAUCUAUUAGAAUAACAGCUGUCAGACUGCUUGAUGAAGGCACCUUCACAUGUAUCUUCAGUGUUUUCCCCAGUGGCGCAUACACUACAGAGAUACCCCUGACUGUGCUUGUCCCUCCAGUGGUGAAUGUGACAGUUGAUAUUCCUCCUGUCAUUGGGGAGAAUGAGGUUGUAUUUGCAACCUGUGUGGCUGCUGGAGCCAAGCCACAGGCAGAAGUGACGUGGAAGACAGGUGCAUUCGGCAGUUUGUUGAGGAUAGUGACCAACUCUACCCAGCACGCCAACGGCACCACCACAGUACUCAGCCACCUGCUUGGGGUACCAACCAAGGCAGCCAAUCAGCAGCAGGUCCAGUGUGUGGUCAACCAGUCUGCCCUGGUAACAGAGAAGACCUACAACUACAGCAUAAACAUCCACUAUCCACCUCAGUCAUUGAACGUUACCCUUAGUGAGACCUCUAAAACCACAGUCUUACUAUGUGUAGCAGAUGGUAACCCACAACCCAACUACACCUGGAGCAGGUUGGUCCAGCCAUGGCCUGGGUCUUCGGUGAGAGCAGAGGGAGACAAACUGCACCUCCUCAGUCUCAACUCUGAGCUGAAUGGUCUCUAUGUCUGUGAGGCCUCCAACCCUUACGGACGAGCAACUGGCUCCCUCUAUGUACACAUAUCCUCUGAGACCUCUGCUGCCUGUUGGGUUCUACUGGUCAUUCUAUGUCUGAUUGUUUCUGCUGCACUUGUAUGGUACUGGUGGAAAUACAGACAGUUUCCUUGGAGUUCAAUUGUGGCCAAGGCACCAGAACAGACUAUAUCAAUAUCUUCCAAGACGAGGAGACAUGACAAGGUUGAGGAAGGUGAAGAUGACCCAUUGGCUGCGACUGUCCAAACCAGGAAGGAGCCUGAGGAGGAGGAAGAAGUAUCAUGAUGACAUUGGAAACCUCGAUUCCAUCACCGCUUCACCCAGUGCUGGUCCUCGUUUCAGAUUUUUGUUCCCCUCUCGUGGACUCCGCCUUGCCGUGGUUGAGGGGCUUUGUUGCUUCAGCGGGAACAAGAACUCUCCUGUAUGUAUGAAUGUACAGUAUGUAUGUACAGUGCUUUCAGAAAGUAUUCAUACCCCUUGACUUAUUCCAUAUUUUGUUGUGUUACAGCCUGAAUUUCAAAUGGAUAAAAAAUCAUUUUUCCUCACUCAUCUACACAUAAUAACCCAUAAUGACAGAGUGAAAACAUAUUUUUUGAAAUGUUUGCACAUUUAUUGAAAACGAAAUACAGAAAUAUCUCAUUUACAUAAGUGUUCACACCCAUAAGUCAAUACAUGCUAGAAUCAUCUUUGGCAGUGAUUACAGCCGUAAGUCUUUCUGGCUAAGUCUCUUAGAGCUUUGCACACCUGGAUUGUACAAUAUUUGGACAUUAUUAUAAUUCUUUAAGCUCUGUCAAGCUGGUUGAUCAUUGCCAGACAGCCAUUUUCAAGUCUUACCAUUAAUUUUCAAGCCAAUUUAAGUAAAAACUGUAACUAGGCCACUCCCGAACAUGUAAUGUCGUCUUGGUAAGUAACUCCAAUGUAUAUUUGGUCUUGUGUUUUAGGUUAUUGUUCUGCUUUAAUGGGAAUUUGUCUCCCAGUAUCUGUUGGAAAUCAGAGUGAACCAGGUUUUCUUCUAGGACACUGCCUGUGCUUAGCUCUAUAUCCAUUUAUUUUUAUACAAAAAGAAACUCCCGAGUUGUUGCCGAUGACAAGCAUACCCAUAACAUGAUGCAGCCACCACCAUGCUUGAAAAUACAGUAUGAAGAGUGGUUCUCAGCGAUGUUUUGUGUUGGAUUUGCCCCAAACAUAGUACUUUCUAUUCAGGACAUAAAGUUAAUUUCUUUUCACUUUAGGAUGCACAUGAUGCAUCAUAAUUGCAAUAUUUUUUGGAAUAUUUUUUUCUGUAGAAAGUUUCCUCCUUUUCACUCUGUCAUUUAGAUUAGAAUUGUGGAGUAACUACAGUGUUGUUGAUCCAUCCUCAGUUUUCUCCUAUCACAGCCACUAAACUCUAACUGUUUCAAAAUCACCAUUGGCCUAAAGGUGAAAUCCCUGAGCGGUUUCCUUCCUCUACUACGGCAACUGAGUUAGGAAGGACGCCUGUAUCUUUGUAGUGACUGUGUGUAUUGAUACACCAUCCAAAGUGUAAUUAAUAACUUCACCAUGCUCAAAGGGAUAUUCAAUAUGUCUGCUUUUUUGACCCGUCCACCAAUAGGUGCCCUUCUUGCAAGGCAUUGGAAAACCUCCAUGGUCUUUGUGGUUCAAUCUGUGUUUGAAAUUCACUGCUAGACUGAGGGACCUUAUAGUAACUGUAUGUGUGGAGUACAGAGAUGAGGUAGUCAUUCAAAAAAUCAUUUGAAACACUUAUUGGACACAGAGUGAGUCCAUGUAACUUAUUUUGUGACUUGUUAAGUAACUUUUUUCUCCUGAACUUAUUUAGGCUUGCCAUAACAAAGGAGUUGAAUAAUUAUUGACUCGAGACAUUUCAGCUUUUCAUGUAUUUUUUUAUUUGUACACAUUUCUAAAAUCAUAAUUCCACUUUGACAUUAUGGGGUAUUAUGUGUAGGCCAGUGACACAACAUCUAAAUGUAAUACAUUCAGACUGUAACACAACAAAAUGUAGAAAAUGUCAAGGGGUGUGAAUACUUUCUGAAUGAAAUGUACUGUAAGUGUUGAAGCCAACUAAAGGGAGCCCUGGUAUAAGCUAAAUGACAUAUGUAUGAAAUGGAGAACCUUGUCAGUAACUACUACUGUACACACACCUUUGGCUGAUGGUACUUCUUGCAGCGGCUCCAAAAUUAAUUCCUUUAUAUUAUGCGGUUAUGCAGUUUUGGUACAGCGAGCAGUUAUACUGUAAAAGGAACCAUGAAACCAAGUGAUCCACUGGGAACAUAAGCUCCACUAACAGCUGCCUUAUGAUCCACGUAUUAACCCUAUCCCUGAUGAACCCUGUGUUAUUUGUUGAUUUAGACUAGCAUUAGUGUAGCAUGGCAUUUUUGGCCACCGGUGUCAAGUCCUGACCAUAGUAAGUUGUUAUUUUCUAUGGUAGAGUAGGCCAGGGCAUGACGGGGUGUUUGUCUGUUUUUGUAUUUCUAUGUUCAGUUUCUAGUUUUGUAUUUCUAUGUUGGUUUUGUUUGGUAUGAUCUCCAAUUAGAGGCAGCUGGUUGUCUCUAAUUGGAGGUCAUAUUUAAGCUGAUGUUUGUCCCACUUGUUUUUGUGGGUGAUUAUAUUUUGAGUAGUGUGUUUUCUCUCUGCGUCACGGUUUGUUGUUUU
Messenger RNA from Salmo salar (Atlantic salmon), 3881 nucleotides. Its product is annotated as nectin-3. The record is from RefSeq and is a predicted model, not a curated record. Gene Ontology annotation, biological process: heterophilic cell-cell adhesion; homophilic cell-cell adhesion. NCBI's taxonomy places the organism in Eukaryota, Metazoa, Chordata, Actinopteri, Salmoniformes, Salmonidae. Gene Ontology annotation, cellular component: adherens junction.